AUGGCCAUGGAUCGCAAGCUAAAAGAUUCAUUCAAAAGCUUGUUCUUCAUAUCUUCCGGCUUAGCUUGUUUGACCUGUUUUUCCAUUUUGUUUUACAUAAAUUCUACGUCGAGAUUGUUAAACCAUCCUAAUAAGAUUCCACACCCAACCCAUCUAACCCUUAAGCCUCCCUUGCAAAUUUACUCCGUCAUCAAUCAUUUUCCGGCGGAAGUAGUCUCGUCGGCAACAACCCACCAGCGGAUUUCAUAUCGUGAGGAGGAGCGGUUCAGGUUGUCGUCGGUGCCGGCCAACCACGUCGUUGAUAACAAUGGCAAUGAUUCUGGUGGUGCUCAUCUUGAUCAGGUUGAACCCAAUAAUACAACUAGAAUUCAUCCGGAGCCGGCCGGCGAAACUUUGCCUUCUUAUAUCCGGAAUCAAAAUCGGCGGCCUAAUGAUGUAGGACCUCAACAGGGAAGUGAAGGGAAGAAAGUGAAGGAUCAAGCGUUGGAGGCGUACCAUGACAGAGAUUUCUUCAUGCAAGAAUACAAGGAAAUGAACAGAAGCUUGAGGAUCUUUAUUUACCCUCCAAAACCAAACGAUCCCUUUGCAGAUUUGAUGUUACCAGAGGAAAUUGAACCCGGGGGCAACUAUGCUAGUGAAAGUUACUUCAAGCAGAAUUUAUUCAAGAGUCAUUUCAUAACCAAAAAUCCAGCCGAAGCUGAUCUUUUUUACCUUCCAUUCUCCAUGGCAACUUUGAGGCAUGAUAGAAGAAUUGGUGUUCAGGGAAUCCCGGAUUUUGUCAAAAACUAUAUUUACAACAUCAGUCAUGAGUAUCCUUAUUGGAAUAGAACAGGAGGGGCUGAUCAUUUCUACGUGGCUUGUCAUUCCAUUGGAAGAACAGCAAUGGUGAAAGCGGAUGAAGUGAAGACCAAUGCCAUUCAAGUUGUGUGCUCUUCCAGCUAUUUUCUUACUGGUUAUGUUUCUCACAAAGAUGCAUCUAUUCCACAAAUUUGGCCUAGAAAAGGAAACCCUCCAACCAGACCACCAUCACAAAGCAAUAUCAAGCCUGCCGCCGGCGGUCCACCAAACCGAGUAGAGUCCGGUAAAACAUCCCUCCGGCUGGUUUCGCAUGAGGAGUACUUUAGAGUACUUUCUGAGGCGCCGGCCAACGUUGGUACUGGUCAUGGUGACCGGAACUUCUCCCAUCCAGUUUUGGUAAACGGGAGUGGCUUAUUUUCUGGUUAUUAUGAUCGUGUAAACGUGAAUCAUGUCCAACAAGAAGAAGAAGAAGACAAAAGUAGUACUAUUGAUCUUCCAGAGCCCGUCGGCAAAACUUCUCGUCUUUCCUCCGGAAAUCAUCAUAAUCAGUGGCUUGAGAUUGAUGAUGAUGGAAGGAUGCUUCCGCAGGGCAACGAAAAAGGAAACCAAUCGGAUGUUCUGGAAGUGUAUCACGAUAGAAAUCUUUUCAUCCAAGAAUACAAGGAAAUGAACAAGAGUUUAAAGAUCUUUGUUUAUCCGGUCAAACCCGGAGAUCCAUUUGCGAAUCUGCUCUUACCUGUAAAAUAUGAACCCGGUGGCAACUAUGCCAGCGAAAGUUACUUCAAGAAGAAUCUGUUCAAGAGUCAUUUCAUAACCAAGAAUCCAUCCGAAGCCGAUCUUUUCUACCUUCCUUUCUCCGUUGCGAGUUUAAGACACGACACAAGAAUUGGAGUAAAGGGAAUCCCGGAUUUUGUCAAAAACUAUAUUUACAACAUCAGUCAUGAGUAUCCUUACUGGAACCGAACCGGCGGCGCCGAUCAUUUCUACGUGGCUUGUCAUUCCAUUGGGAAAACUGCCAUGAAGAAAGCCAUUCAAGUUGAGAUAAAUGCAAUACAAGUUGUUUGCUCCUCCAGCUAUUUUCUUACUGGUUAUGUUCCCCACAAAGAUGCAUCCAUUCCACAAAUUUGGCCUCGAAAAGGAAAUCCCCCAACACGAGCACCCUCAAAGAGGAAAAAGCUAGCUUUUUAUGCGGGGGCAAUGAACUCUAGGGAGCGCAAGUUUUUAGUCCAAGUAUGGGAAAAUGACACGGAAAUAUCCGUCCACAAAAGGAGGCUUAAAACACCAUACUCAGAAGCACUUCUUGGAAGCAAGUUUUGCCUGCAUGCAAAAGGGUUUGAAGUAAACACAGCUAGAAUUGGGGAUGCUUUGUAUUAUGGUUGUGUCCCAGUUAUCCUUGCGGAUUACUAUGAUCUCCCAUUUUCGGACAUAUUGAAUUGGGAGAGGUUUUCGGUGGUGAUGAUGAGCAUGGAUAUUCCAAUGCUGAAGCACAUACUUGGCAAAGAAGUAAGUUCCAAAAACUACGUGAAGUUUCAGAGGAAUGUGAUGCAGAAAUUCCCAACAACAAUGGCAGCAGCUUCAGCUCUGGUGAUGCUCUGCAACACUCAGUUCUGUGCUAAACUAACUAAACUGCACUCCCUCAGAGCCAUUUUCUUUAUCCCCACCACUUUUGCUUUGCUCACCACUUGUUCUGUUCUCUUCUACAUCUCUUCCUCCUCUUCUACUUUUCUUUUCGUUUUCCCUGAACAAAGCCAUCUCCGUCUCCUUCAAUCAGCUCAUGGGUCGGCCUUAAAUUCGAGCUCAACUCUUAGGCAUCAUGGAUGUAGCAAUAAUCCCCCCAUUUUGGACUCAAUUCCCAGCUUAACAGGGGAAAGUAACUUAUUUUCGAACGAUUUCAAUAAAGGUUCUCACUUUGGCAUUGAUGAGGAGACUUUCCAGCGGAAUGCUGAGGAAUUGGACAAGAAAUCAAGUGGAGACGAUGUGGAUACAGAGGAGUACCAUGACAAGGAUCUAUUUAUGGAUAAUUAUAGGGAAAUGAACAAGAGUUUCAAAAUCUACGUUUAUCCUUACGGAAGAGAUCAUCCAUUUGCCAAUGUCCUUUUGCCAGUGGAGUUUGAACCUGGGGGUAACUAUGCUAGUGAAAGCUAUUUCAAGAAGGCACUUUUGUCCAGCCAUUUCAUAACCAAAGACCCAUACGAAGCUGAUCUCUUUUUUCUGCCCUUUGCAAUUGCCAGAUUAAGGCAUGAUUCUCGAGUUGGGAUCAGUGGCAUUCAGGAUUUCAUCAGAGACUAUCUAUUUAACAUCAGCCAUGAGUACCCUUUCUGGAAUCGCACUGGCGGUUCUGAUCAUUUCUAUGUUGCUUGCCAUUCUGUUGGACGGUCUGCGAUAAAUAAAGCUGUUGAACUUAAACUCAAUGCCAUCCAAGUUGUCUGUUCUUCCAGCUACUAUGCAUCAGCUUAUGUCGCUCACAAAGACGCGUCGUUGCCACAGAUUUGGCCGAGGCAUGGAGAUAACCCUGAUUUUGCAUCCAAGAAAAGGGAAAAGCUCGCUUUUUUUUCUGGUUCAUUGAACUCUCCUGUCCGUGAAAAGCUUCUUCAAGUAUGGGAAAAUGAUACAGAGAUAUCUGUCCACAGAGGUCACCUUCAAAGAUCAUACACUGAGGAGCUUCUUGAUAGCAAAUUCUGCCUUCAUGUUAAAGGCUUUGAGGUUAACACAGCUCGUAUUGGUGAUGCAGUAUAUUUUGGGUGUGUGCCUGUGAUCAUUGCCAACCAUUAUGAUCUUCCAUUUUCUGACAUGCUUAACUGGAAGAGUUUUUCUGUUGUUGUUGCAACAUUAGACAUCCCACAGCUGAAGAAGAUUUUGCAGGACAUUAGUGAUGAUGAAUAUGUAGUACUGAGAAACAAUCUUCUAAAAGUUAGAAAACAUUUCCAGUGGCAUUUUCCUUGUCUUGAUUACGAUGCAUUUUAUAUGGUCAUGCUUGAACUGUGGCUACGGCGCAAUUCCAUGAGAGUUAUUGGAGAUGUAAAUUAA
Molecule: messenger RNA, 3825 nt
Organism: Oldenlandia corymbosa var. corymbosa
Lineage: Eukaryota; Viridiplantae; Streptophyta; Magnoliopsida; Gentianales; Rubiaceae
Source: the annotation of a GenBank genome assembly